CAGGGAAUUCAUGGGAGGAAGUAACUGAGAUUCGGACACGAACAACAACUCCACACGGUGCCAGAAACGACUGUUAGCUCUAAAUGAGAUGCAAAAACUUCAUCUCUGUUCCCCCCAGAUGGACUAGAAGCGCCGGGUCUGCGCAGAUGGAGGCGGCGAGAAGUUUGCUGUUUGUCGGGGCCGUGCUGCUCGGAGUGACGGGCGCUUCAGGCAGAGAAGUCUGUCGGGGUACAGACAUGAAGCUGGCCCUGCCCUCCAGCCUGGAAAACCACUAUGAGACUCUGAGGCUGCUCUACACCGGUUGCCAGGUUGUUCAUGGAAACUUGGAGAUUACACACCUCCAUGGAAACCCUGACCUCUCCUUCCUGCAGGGGAUUGUGGAGGUACAGGGUUAUGUACUCGUUGCUCAUGUUUCUGUGAGCCUGUUGCCCUUAGACAGCCUUCGGAUCAUAAGAGGCAGCCAGUUGUAUAACUCCAGCUACGCGCUGGCUGUGCUGGAUAACACUCACGCCGGUCAGGGGCUGAGGACGCUCCGGCUUCGUAGCCUCACAGAGAUCCUGCUGGGUGCAGUGUAUAUUUGGGGGAACCCCCAGCUGUGCUUCCCAGACCCCCAGAACAUCAAUUUGACGGACAUCUUGGAUGAGCAGAAUGGCCGUGCCAAGGAACACCGACUGCAGCCUCGGCCUCCUAACUGUCCAAGUUGUUCGCCUGCAUGUGGGAAAAGAUGCUGGGGAGAGACUCCUCAGGAUUGCCAAACUCUGACCCGAGCUAAAUGUGCGUCUGGCUGCCAGCGAUGUAAAGGUCCUCUACCCAACGACUGCUGUCACCUGCAGUGUGCAGCUGGAUGCACUGGACCCAAAGACUCAGACUGUCUGGCUUGCCGUCACUUCAACGACAGCGGUGUAUGUAAAGAGAACUGUCCACUGCCCACCACCUAUGACCCCGUCACGUUUCAGUCCCAAUCCAACCCACACGGGAAGUUUAACUUUGGAGCGACCUGUGUCAAGACGUGUCCUUAUAACUAUCUGGCGUUGGAAGUGGCCUGUACUUUAUCUUGCCCCCCAAACAACCAGGAAGUUGUCGUCACCCAACCUGACGGGACGGAGACGCAGAAAUGUGAUAAGUGUGAAGGAGACUGUCCCAAAGUGUGUUUCGGCCCGAGUACAGACAACAAUGGUGUUACCGACAGCAGCAGCAGCAGCAUCGCCGUGGUAACGUCUUCCAAUGUGGAGGAGUUCAACAAGUGCACGAAGAUUUUCGGUAGCCUGGCCUUCCGCUCUGAGAGCUUCUCAUGGGAUCCUGCGAAGAACACCUCAGGCCUGACUUUGGAGCAGCUGAGUGCCUUCAGGACUCUGGAGGAGAUUACAGGUUAUCUCUACAUUGAUGCCUGGCCAGAGCAGUGGACCAACCUCAGUGUGUUUGAGAACCUGAAGGUGAUCAGAGGCACGAUGCUCUACAAGGGUGUGUUUUCACUGGCCAUCCAGAAUCUGCACAUCAAGUCUCUCGGGUUGCGGUCGCUGCGCAGCGUCAGUGGAGGUUUGGUCUUGAUUUACAACAACUCACAGCUGUGCUACACCAACUCACUGCCAUGGCAGAAUCUCCUCCAUCCCACCCAGGGUCCGCACCGCAUCGUCAGCCACAACCAGGACCCUGCAGUCUGUGAGAAAGAAGGGAAUGUUUGUCACCCGCUUUGUAAGGCGGGCUGUUGGGGUCCGGGGCCCAGCCAGUGCGUGUCCUGCCAAACUUUCCAACGUGGCACCGAGUGUGUAGAGCAGUGUGAUCUCUAUCAGGGGCCCGUACGUGAAUAUAUAGAUGGAUCUAAGUGUGUUGCCUGUGAUCCACAGUGUCGACCCCUCAAUGGCUCAGAGUCCUGCCACGGGCCGGGUGCUCAACAUUGCACGGAGUGUCGGAAUUUCCAGGACGGCGAGUAUUGCGUGGAUCGGUGUCCCAGUGGCGUGAAGGGCGAUCUGCAUACUGUGUGGAAAUACAGCAACGCCACGGGACACUGUCUGCCAUGCAAGACCAACUGCACGCCACCCUGCACUGUGAAGGAUGAACGAGGCUGCCCCAUUGAUACCAGGACAGGACCUGGCACGUCCAUCGCGGCUGCAGUGGGUGGGGUGGUGCUCUUCAUUAUCCUGCUGGCUCUGCUGGUCUUUUACUUGAGGAGACAGAAGAAGCUAAAGAGGAAGGAGACAAUGAGGAGGAUCCUGCAGGAGCACGAGCUGGUGGAGCCUUUGACGCCAAGUGGUGCUUCACCCAAUCAAGCUCAGAUGCGUAUAUUGAAAGAGACCGAGCUGAAAAAACUCAGGGUGCUGGGUUCGGGGGCCUUUGGCACUGUUUACAAGGGAAUUUGGGCUCCUGAUGGGGAAAAUGUGAAAAUCCCAGUGGCCAUUAAGGUUUUGCGUGAGAACACCUCACCAAAAGCCAACAAAGAAAUCCUCGAUGAGGCAUAUGUGAUGGCGGGCGUUGCCAGCCCGUACGUGUGUCGUCUCCUGGGGAUUUGUCUCACCUCCACUGUGCAGCUGGUCACUCAGCUGAUGCCGUAUGGCUGCCUCCUCGACUACGUCAGAGAGAACAAGGACCGCAUUGGUUCGCAGUUCCUACUCAACUGGUGUGUCCAGAUUGCCAAGGGGAUGAGUUACCUGGAGGAGGUCCGUUUGGUCCACAGAGAUUUGGCAGCCCGCAAUGUCCUGGUGAAGAACCCGAAUCAUGUGAAGAUCACUGACUUUGGUCUGGCCCGUUUGCUCGAUAUAGACGAGACGGAGUAUCACGCCGAUGGAGGGAAGGUGCCAAUCAAAUGGAUGGCCUUGGAGUCUAUCCUGCACAGGAAGUUUACUCACCAGAGUGAUGUAUGGAGCUACGGGGUAACUGUUUGGGAGCUGAUGACAUUUGGCUCUAAGCCCUACGACACAAUUCCAGCAAGAGAUAUCCCAGAGGUUUUAGAGGGGGGCGAGCGGCUUCCCCAACCCCUUAUCUGCACCAUUGAUGUCUACAUGAUCAUGGUCAAAUGUUGGAUGAUUGAUCCUGAGAGCAGGCCGAGAUUCAAAGGCCUGGUCAAUGAUUUUAGUGCCAUGGCUAGAGAUCCUACUCGCUAUGUAGUUAUUCAGAAUGAUGAAGAGAUGAGCAAGUGCAGCCCAGUGGACAGUGAGUUUUACAGGAUGCUUCUGAGGGAAGAUGAAAAUAUGGGGGAAAUGAUGGAUCCUGAGGAGUACCUGGUGCCAAAUACAAGGAAAGGGGACGAGCCCCAGGCCAAUGGACUAUCCAGACACCAGUCAUACAGGCAGAGCAGAGAUCAUAGCUUAGAUAUGGACCCUUCCAACACUGCUGGGCCUCGGAACCUUCACUCCUCCCUGACUGGAAUCAGCCACACCCAGUACCCAACCUUAACGAUGGGAGCGAGCGCCUCUAACAGUGUGUGGCCUCAGUAUCCAAUGCUGGCUCGCAGCACCUCAGCUGGAGGUCAGUCUGACUCUGUCUUCCUGGAUGCACCUACAGACGGCCACUCCUUGGCACCAGCCAGCCCCGGACGCUACAGCAAAGACCCCACCUUCCCCAACGGAAGCAAGGAUGACCUAGAAACUGAUGGGUGUAAUGGUUUUCCCCAUCCUUAUCUUCACCACUCACUACCCCGGCGGAGUCACGCCAUUCAAAAUCAUCCCCUGCCAGAGUACGUCAACCAGGAAAUUCAGGAUCUCAGGCCAGGGUUCCCUGAGCGGCCCAGCACACUGCCUCGAAAAUCCAGAAUAGACCGCCGCCUUCCUAACGGCCUAAGUUCAGGUCACAGUGUGGAAAACCCAGGGUAUUUGAUCCCAGUGAACUCCACCUCUCCAGCCUUUGACAACCCAUACUAUCUGGACCUCGGGCCCAAAGCGAUUCCCGGGGCUGUGGCGGGGGACGGCCCCGCAGGACUGGGAAGCAACGGAGGAGUAACCAGACAUAUGAACGGUUUUGUGACACCGACUGCAGAAAAUCCAGAAUACUUAGGAUUAGCAGACACUUGGAGUGGGCAUACUUGAGGACAGGGACGGUGAGACUAUAAAGGAGACGCAGACUGAGUCUCUGUGAGGGAAAUUGGAGAGUGGGAAGAUUAACAUUUACAUAGCAAAAAUAAGCGGGAUGUGUGCGAACGUGCAACUGGAAUCUUCUCACUCUGUCUGGAGAAGCAGCGGCAUCCGAACUGAUCGAGGUUGUCCCUAAAUGCCACGUUACUAGUACCCAGUUGUAACACGCAUGGACUCAACACAGUGUAGCAUUCAAGUGGUGCCUGUGGCACCAUUUGUAUUCAUGUCUUCCUCUAAACAAUCUGUGACUGUUAACUGCCAAAAAGAAGUUUUCUCUUCUUUUGUAAAUAACACCAUAAACAAAAGAGUUCAAGAAGGUUAUCAUGAUUAUUUUUUAUGGUCAUCUUCUUUUAAGUUGUUUAAUGUCUGUAGAUUUUCCACUAUAUGUGAAGCUUUUUUAUUUUUGUGCAUUUCCUUCAGUUCCCUGUGGAUAUGCUACUCAGUGCAGCUGAACAGUGAAGAAAGAUGUAUAACACUUUUGACAAAGUGAGCCAUGAUGUGCGUUGAAGAUGAUGCUUAGUAUUCUGGUCAGUUUCUCGCAGACCUGACGGGGGUCUCCAGCACUCUCAAAGCCAUUUUGUUUUGGACAGAGAAGGCCCUGCAGCCCAUCUGGCCUGUAGACAUGCUCCCUGAAAGAAAGGCAUCCUGUAUGGAGAAGACAGAGGCAUUGUGCUGCACUGAUGUAUGUGGUUGUUGGUGACCGUGGCUGUAGCUACUUUGUGGUACGAGUCAUCAGCUAUUGAGGUACGAGGAGACAUUUUUAAGCUGCAGAAAUGUCUAAAACAAUGGGAAUAAGUGGUUAACUGUUCAGGGAUUUUAGUUUUUCUGAGAAAUAUGGAGAACUACUGACUUUGAAGUCAUAAAAAGAACACACUGUGUACAUGUCAGACAACUCUGUGUGCACCCGCCAAGCGCAGUAAGCCUUUAGAGAUUUUAGUGGCUUUUCACUGUGCAAGAAAGCUAUCAGUAAGUAUAUCCCACAAGAAGUGAAGAAUCUGCAUAAGAUAUAGACAUAGCCUGUGUGUGUGUGUGUGUGUGUGUGUGUGUGUGUGUGUGUGUGUGUGUGUGUGUGUGUGUGUGUGUGUACAAGCAAUCCACUAGACACUGGAGUGGAUUCUGAGGAGGCGUUGCUUUUGAAUAAUCAAUGCAUGGCUCAAAUUCCACUCACUGAGAACUCACUGACAUCCCAGUUAAUAAUAAGCAAGAUUUUUUUUUUUUUUCUUCAUGUUAACUGGUGUUGGGUUGAGGAGGCGGGGGUGGAGUGGGGUGUCAAACUGAGUCAAUGGAGUCAUUGUCUGACCCUCGUGUCUUCGUCGGAAAGUCAUCGCUCUCCGAACUCGCGCACCCAGAGCGGCAACGUUUGAAAGGAAAGGAGUUGUAGUGGUUCACUGAGGCUUGUAAUCCUGGAGCGGUCUUGAAACAAGCAGGCGAGGUCUCUCUCUUUUUUUUUUUUCUUUUUUUUUAUCCUUCUCUGCCUAGCAUACUAAACCAAACCGCAUCCACCUUACAACUGCUACUGAGUUUGAGGCUCUUUUCAGAUGUAUAAAUUGUCCACAUAAUGGCUGGAGCACGACAUCAGUGAGACUUUGUUCUGAAAUGAGCACUGCCCCCUCAUUCAUGUCAGUUUUACUCUGAAAGUCUUUGCGGUUCUUGUUUUUUGUCUUUUAUUUUGACGUUCUCAUACGGGUUGUGAAGAGUUUUGGUCCAGAAUAAGAUCUCUAUUAAAUAUUAUGCCUGAUUUUUAAACUACAGUUUCUUACACACACAUAAAAAUGUAUAUACUGGAUUUGUUUUAAAACCCUUAGCUAUCAUAUUACACUAACCUGAUUUAGAAUUAAAGUUUUGAGUGAGGUUUUUUAUUUUUUUGUGGAUAUACAGUGUGGUGUUUUGGAAUGAAAACCUUCAUAGGUGUCAUUGCGGUCAUGUGGAAACCUCAUAUCUCCACUAAAAGAGCUGAUUAAGGUUUAUUAGGAGCAUUGAUCCUGUUGUAUUUUUGUAAACCUAAACACUGAUGUAUACAUUUGUAUACAGUUCAGAUUUUAAAGGAGGGCUGGAGUCUACCCCAGCUGCUGUGGAGAUGGGAUUGUAACCCGUGGAUUGAACUGGUUCAGAUCCACUGCCUGUGAUAAGACUGGUGACCGGUCCAGGGUGUACCCCGCUACAACAGUCAGGAUAGGCUGCAGGCCCCACCACAACCAGAAUUCCAUAACCAGAAGAAAAUUAAUGGACUUUCUGGAAGAUUUGGAAAGAGUUUGUGUUUAUUUUAGAUAUUAAAACAAAAAUCCUAUAAAAGCAGGAGAAUAUGUUUUUGUUUGUUUGUUUUUUACCAAGCCGUAACGAUGUGAUAGCACCGCUCACAGAUGUUCCUUCCUUGUUUAUAAAUGUAUUAUUUAUCUGGUUGCCGUUAAACCACAAUGAUGGCACUCAUAAAUAAUGAACUGUAUCUGGAUGACUCCGACUGCAGACUCUCUCAGAUGGCGAGGUGAAUGUCGAAACUCGUGCCUCAAAGCUUUUAGUCAUAGUUGCUUUUCUGAUUGGAAAAAGCUAAACGUACAGCACCAAAUGGCAACAGCAGUUGCCUCAAACUUUGGUAAAGACUCGACAACAAUACAGAGAAAACCAUAAAAAUCAGACAAACCCCUAUGAGCAAGUAUUUGGUGACAGUGGGGAGGAAAAACUCCCUUUUUAACAGGAAGAAAAGGCACAAAAGAAAAUUUAGGCCUCUGCCUGUUUUUUAUAGUCGUGUUAAACAUCAACUUAAAGCCUGUUGAUAAGUGUCCAGUGCAGCUGAAGCAAGAACCUGCAUGUUUCAUUGACAGGUUAACCAGAAAGGAAGGAACAGCUAACUAACCAGAGUGUGCUGAAGGUUUUGUAAAAUUAAAUAUCUGUAUCAAUAUACAUUUAGAGAGAAAUAUAUCUUUUGUACUUUGCAUUUAAGCAGAUUUAUCUUUCUGUUGGUCAGUAAAUCAGUGGUAGCUAAUUUGAAUACAUUGAUGCUCUGCUGUGGGCAGGGAGCAGAGCAAAGUUAUUUCAAGAAGAAAUGGUCAUUUUUUAUAUGGAAAUGUUUGCGUAAGGCGAAACAAUAAAACAUGUAGAGUGAAAAACGA
Pelmatolapia mariae (spotted tilapia) is the source of this 7171-nucleotide messenger RNA. It is a transcript of the gene erbb2, whose product is annotated as erb-b2 receptor tyrosine kinase 2. NCBI's taxonomy places the organism in Eukaryota, Metazoa, Chordata, Actinopteri, Cichliformes, Cichlidae. Gene Ontology annotation, molecular function: ATP binding; transmembrane receptor protein tyrosine kinase activity. Gene Ontology annotation, biological process: neuron differentiation; multicellular organism development; positive regulation of MAPK cascade. Bases 84 to 4019 code for a protein of 1311 amino acids. The transcript is spliced from 27 exons. Gene Ontology annotation, cellular component: plasma membrane; signaling receptor complex; basal plasma membrane. The record is from RefSeq and is a predicted model, not a curated record.